UGUUGUGGUAAACAAAAUCGGAGAUGCGUGUGCAUGCGUAGACGUGGUAAUGGAGGAUAGUGAUCUAUUCACAGGGGGUUUACACAGCAAGCUCUCCUCUUUCUCCAAUGCCGCUAACUGCUCUUUCUAUUAAUUACGAGGUAUUUACAACGCAAAGGAAUACAGUCUUAGUCAACAGAGAGGCGGUGGAGCUGCCAUUGACAGCCACCAUGGCGUCGGGUGUGAUUUCCCAAAACAAUGGUUCCAAGGGGAUCAUGACUUUUUACCCCACCCCGGAGGAAUUCAAGAACUUCAGCCGCUACAUUGCCUAUGUGGAGUCCCAAGGAGCACACAAAGCAGGCCUGGCAAAAAUUGUUCCACCAAAAGAAUGGAAGCCCAGAAGCUCUUAUGACGAUAUAGACGAUUUGGUGAUCCCCGCACCCAUCCAGCAGGUUGUGACGGGCCAGUCGGGCCUUUUCACACAAUACAACAUUCAGAAGAAGUCCAUGACUGUGAGAGAGUUUCGCAAGAUGGCCAACAGUGACAAGUUCUGUAGUCCACAUUAUGAUGACUUUGAAGAGCUGGAAAGAAAGUAUUGGAAGAAUGUGACAUUUAACCCUCCCAUAUACGGGGCCGAUGUGAAUGGAUCUCUAUAUGGCCCCGACGUCAAAGAAUGGAACAUUUGCCACCUGGACACUAUUUUGGAUACAGUGGAACGUGAAAGCGGAAUCACUAUUGAGGGUGUUAAUACACCCUACUUGUAUUUUGGCAUGUGGAAGACCACCUUUGCAUGGCACACUGAGGACAUGGACCUCUACAGUAUCAACUACUUGCAUUUUGGAGAGCCCAAAUCAUGGUACUGUGUUCCUCCAGAGCAUGGGAAACGAUUGGAGCGCUUGGCUAAAGGGUUCUUUCCUGGUAGUUCUCAAAAUUGUGAGGCCUUUUUAAGGCACAAGAUGACACUCCUCUCUCCAUCAAUACUUAAGAAGUAUGGCAUUCCGUUUGAAAAGAUUACUCAGGAGGCCGGUGAGUUCAUGGUGACUUUCCCCUAUGCCUAUCAUGCUGGUUUCAACCACGGUUUCAACUGUGCAGAAUCCACCAACUUUGCCACUGAGAGGUGGAUCGAGUACGGGAAGCAAGCUGUUUUGUGCUCAUGCCGUAGAGACAUGGUGAAAAUUUCUAUGGAUGUAUUUGUAAAGAAGUUCCAGCCAGAUCGCUAUGAGCAGUGGCUGGCGGGGCGAGAUGUGUCACCUAUUGACCACACGCGGCCCACCCCAGAAGCAAAGGAGUUCUUGGGAGAGUCCUUUACCGCCGCGGCGAGUUGUGGGGAUGAUGGCGAGCGUAAGAGCACACAGAGGAUAGAGACAAAGAGACACAGAGUCUGUCUGGAGGUGCCCGACGAGGUUGUUCCCAAAGAUGAAGAUGAGGACGGUGCACAGCAGUAUGGGAAGCGUCCCAGGCUAAUCCUCAUACCUCCACGUACUACGGCACAAGAUGGCAAGAGAAAUAAAGGGCCACCAAAGUUGGUUGUCACGCCAAACAAGCUCACCCUAUUGGAUCCAUUUCACAGAAGCCUAACCCAAAGUAACUGUGAUGUAGGCCGCCCUCCACAUUAUACCAAGACGCGCGCACCUGCCAUCUCAGCGCAGUCCCAGCCCAGAAACCGAUAUUUAUCCGUUUCAGCAACACCUUCCUGGACCGAAGCCACUGCUCAGCCUGCCCGUAAAAUGGGGGUGGCCAGCCUGCUCUUCCACAAAACUUUGAGUUCAAAAGAUGCUCUUCAGGUGCACAGCUACACUAUGGAGAAGCAGCAGCAGCAGCAGCAUUCUCACACACAGCUGCAGGUGCACAGCUAUGCUCAAGAGCAUCAACCCCGUCACCUGCAGCACAAAAGCUGUACCUCAUCACACGCACAGGUUCAGCCCUCGCCACAGACAGAAUCCAAGACUAGGCUCACCAUCGGAGCACCAAAUCAGUCGGAGACAGAGGUUUUCGUAGAGCUGGGACAAAAGGAGGAGAAACCGGAAAUAACAAUGCCCGCAGAGGCUCAAGCUGAAGUAAGGAAGCCAGAAUCUGAGCCAACGAGGUACUCUGCUGCCGCGUGGACAGAAAAGCAUCUCGAGACAAGCAGAACAACGAUUGACACGUCCACCAAGAGACAGAGUAACCAGUCCCCCCUCGUGGAUCGUGGCAUUGUCGUCCUGAAUGAGACCAUUCCUAUCGAGAAACCAAUCUGUGACGAGGUGGAGGUAAUCCCUCACAAUCACCAGGUGUCAGAAGAGCAAUCCUACUGCAUGUCAGUGGUGGAGAAGCAGCAACAGCAGCCCCAGCUGUGCAAGCUGCCUCGCCACCACCCUCUAAUCAGGGAGGUGCACAGCGACAAUGAAGAGUUCAUGGAUGAGGAGUUUGAGCAAGAGGAGAAAGAGGAGUGGGCAAAGCCAUUAACACAGCUGUGGCAGUGUCGCCCGUAUAACCCUGAGGUAGAGCGAGAGUACAACAAGAGCCUGGCCCAGCAGGAACCCUACUGCUCCAUCUGCCUGCUCUUCUACACCUACCAUCAGUCUGAAUCCAGUAGUGGGAGUUCCAGCGUGACGUUGGUGAACCGUCCAGGCGGACGCCAGUGGUCCAAGCCACUCAUCCCUGAAAUGUGUUUCAACACCCAAUCCAGCAGGACGAAUGACAACGGCGAGGGGCAGCUGUCUAACCCUCAUGUAGCAGAGGACGGCACCAGCCGGCUGGUCAGCUGUGCUCAGUGCUGCGUCCGCGUGCAUACAAGUUGCUAUGGGGUACCUGGGGAUGAAAGUGAACUUGAUGACUGGCUGUGCAGCCGUUGUGAGGCUGAUGCCACCACAGAGGACUGCUGUCUGUGUUCCUUGAGGGGGGGAGCUCUGCAGAGAGCUAACAAUGACAAGUGGGUUCAUGUGUUGUGUGCCAUCACUGUGCUGGAAGCUCGCUUUGUGAAUGUUGCUGAGCGAGGCCCAGUGGACCUCUCUGCCAUCCCACUGCCUCGGUUCAAACUGAAGUGUGCAUACUGCAGGAAACGGAUGAAGCGGGAGGUGAAGGGCUGCUGUGUCCAGUGCUCCCACGGCCGCUGCUCAACGGCAUUUCACCCAACCUGCGCUCAGGCAGCAGGAAUAGUCAUGAACCCAGAUGACUGGCCCUUCACCGUCUUCAUCACCUGCCACAGACACAAAGUGCCCGGCAUACCAGAGCGCAACAAGGCGCCGAUGCGUGAGCUGGCAGUCGGGCAGAGGGUGAUCUGCAAAUACAAAAAUGGCCGGUACUACCACAGCGAGGUGGUGGAGCUGACCACCGCCACCUUCUACGAGGUUGUGUUCGACGAUGGCUCCUACAGCAACAACCUCUUCCCAGAGGACAUUGAGAACCGGGACUGCGCCCGGCUCGGUCCCCCCACUGAAGGCGAUGCAGUUCAAGUGCGAUGGACAGACGGGUUGAUAUAUGGAGCAAAGUUUUUGGCGUCGCACUCCAUCCCCAUGUAUCUGGUGGAGUUUGAGGAUGGAUCCCAAAUCACUGUCAAGCGAGAAGACAUCUACACUCUAGAGGAGAACCUUCCCAAGCGGGUCAAGUCCCGAAUGUCGGUGGCGUCAGACAUGCGCUUUGAGCUCUUCUCUCAGAGCAACGUCAAACAGAACUCCAAAAGGCAACGGGUCAUCAACUCUCGCUACAGGGAGGACUACAUCGAGCCGGUCAUUUACCGAGCCAUCAUGGAGUGACGUCCGUUUGUCUCUUCUGCUUUCCACCUCUGCUCCUCGGCCCUCGGCAGCCCACCGCAGAGAUGAAGCUCCAGAUCUUUGUUUCUUUGUCUGGCCUUUUUGUUUCUCGCUGCUGUUGCUGAUGAUAGGAAUCACCCCUCCUCUUCCUCCUCUUCCACUGCCUGUCAGGCUGCAUAUUUAUAAACUACGGCUGGGACUUUAAAUGACUUUUCUGUGCAUUAAAUCAUCUUUGAUUCGUGUUUCCCAUUGCACACUGUAGGUGAUGUUUUCUUACUCCAGUUUAUUUAGUUUUUCUUUUCUUUUUUUCUCAGGUAGAAGCCAUCAAUGGAUUAUUCAUUAGGGAAUCAAUUGGAUUAUCAUAUUGCUGACAAUAUUUUAUAUUUUGUAGCACCACAUUCAGCAGCUGUAAAGGAAAUCCUGAAAGGAUACAGGUUAAAUAAUAGGACAUUUAUCUCAUUUUAAGACAUUUCUUUCGUAAAUUGCGCAUGACUUACUGAUUUGUUUAAUUUCAUAAUAAUUUAUCAUAUUUUGUUGGAGUGAUGAAAAAGUAAUAUUUAAAGGAAGUGUCAAUUUUUUUGCUCAUGAAGUUAAACAAAGGCAGGACUGUAACCUGAGCCAAUCAGCUGUUGACUACAACAAUUAUUUGAUUAAUUCAGAACUGUUAAAUUGUUACCCCCAAAGAAAGGAAAUAAUAAUAUGUUCACCUUUUACUCAUGAAUGAUGCAAUGCCAUGGAUAGAGUGAUAUGUAUUGCUUCUGAUUGGUGUGUCAACUACUGUGAAGCUAGACGCAAACAUCUUUGGACGGCCCAAGCCUUACAUUUCAAAGGGCCAAACAUACUUUGUUUUUGUAAAGCCUAAGGAUUAUUAUUAAUGCUGUAAUAAUAAUUAUCACACUUUAUUUAUGCGAGUGCAUUAAGAAUGAGAACAAAGCUAUUUUUGUCAUAUCCUUUUCAGAAUCUGUAGAAAACCUAAGAUGUAUUUAUAUUUAUUAUAAUGAGUUUUCAAACGCCCUGUUAAAAGUUUUAAAACUAGCCUUUGUUUUAUUGCGAUUUAAGGAUCCCCGCCCCUCCCUUAACAAAAAGCACUUAUCCUCCUGUCUCAGGUGGUUUACAUUUUGUUUAAACAUUGCCUCCACUAGAUUAUU
Molecule: messenger RNA, 4858 nt
Organism: Pungitius pungitius (ninespine stickleback)
Lineage: Eukaryota; Metazoa; Chordata; Actinopteri; Perciformes; Gasterosteidae
Gene: kdm4ab
Product: lysine (K)-specific demethylase 4A, genome duplicate b
Exons: 23
Coding region: 108-3713 (1201 amino acids)
Biological process (GO): chromatin remodeling; regulation of gene expression
Cellular component (GO): nucleus; chromatin
Molecular function (GO): histone H3K9 demethylase activity; histone H3K36 demethylase activity
Source: RefSeq, a predicted model, not a curated record